AUGGUGAUGAGGUUGCAUCAUGGAUCAGCUCUUAGCCUACUUUUAUUUGCACUGGUGAUGGAUGUCCUGACGCGACAUAUCCAAGGAGAUGUGCUAUGGUGUAUGUUAUUUACAGAUGAUAUAGUAUUGAUUGACGAGACGCGCUGCGGGGUUAAUGCUAGCUUGGAUGUGUGGCGACAGACCUUAGAGUCUAAAAGUUUCAAGUUGAGCAGAACAAAAAUAGAAUACUUGAAGUGUAAGUUCAGUGUUGGGACGCAUGAAACAGAAGUAGACGUGAAGCUUGAUACACUAGUCAUCCCCAAGAGAGAUAGUUUCAAAUAUCCUGGGUCCAUAAUACAGAGUAACGGAAAAAUUGACGAGGAUGUCACAUAUCGUAUAGGAGUGGGGUGGUUGAAAUGGAGGCUCGCUUCUGUUAUUUUGUUUAACAGAAAUAUGCCACCUAGACUUAAGGGCAAGUUUACAAAGCGAUAG
Nicotiana tabacum (common tobacco) is the source of this 471-nucleotide messenger RNA. The record is from RefSeq and is a predicted model, not a curated record. NCBI's taxonomy places the organism in Eukaryota, Viridiplantae, Streptophyta, Magnoliopsida, Solanales, Solanaceae.